GCAACAUAGCUAGAAAAACGUCAAUGUCAGUACAUCGAGUCGGGGAAGCUGUUUGCAAUUUUUUUUUGUUGUUUGGUUUUCCUUUCCUUGUGCUAAUUUCGUUUUCAAAGUUGAUGAGUGCUAUAAAAUUAAAACUCUGGUGAAAUAACUGAUGUUAGUUGAAGCAGCUACUAAUUUGUGGCGUUGUGUACACGAGAUAAUCAAGUUAUGUGCUAAGAAUUACUUGUAAUUGGAUAAUAAAGUUUCAAGAGUGCACUCACUGCAGUGGUAUCGCCGCAUGAAAUCCCCCCAGUCCCCCACGGUAGGGCUUGGCGCCAGUGAUGGCGGGCGGCAGCGUGUGGUCGCGGCGAGUGGCGGCGCGCACGCGCACUCUGCGCGGCCUGGUGCGCGACACGCAGCGCGCACUGCACGAUGUCGCUGAUAUACUGCACACAGACCCGCAAGUAUUCACCACAGUCCAAGAAGUGGGCAACCAGUCCCAGCGCUGCACAGCAUUAGUGCUGCUGGGCACGUCGCCAUCAGCCCGCGCGAGGCUGCUGCACGCACUGCUGGGACACAAGCUGCUGCCGGAGCCGCCGCCGCGGCCGUGUCGAUGGGUGCGCAUCCAAUAUGGUAGCAGCAACCAGCGGCAGGUGCACUUAACCCUCGGCAACUCGGAGUUCGAGCUGGUUGAGGAGCUGGAGUGCAACAAGAGGCCCUGGGAUACCCUGCCCGUUGAGGACCUAAUAAGACAAGAUAAGACUGAUCUCACAACUAUUUUAGAAAUUGAAAUAAAUAACCAAUUCCUGAAGGAUGGUCUCCGGAUCAUUCUGCCUCCAGACCUGGAGGUAGACCCAGGGGCCUCCAGUCAUCAGACAUUGAAGAAAAUCCACGCAGAAUUGUACUCAAAACGGGACAGCAUUUUAAAGAAUUUUAAUCCCGUAUAUUUGUAUGCUAUUGAUAAGAUAGGAAAGAAUAUAUUUAGUGAGAAUAUUAGUGGGACUAUAACUACUUCUAGAAGUGAGGAGGACUUUUGGAAUACUUUCAAUUUGUACUCUAUGGCGAGAGUGCCAAAUAGUGGUGAUGUUGGUGAGAGUGGGGAUGGUGAUAAAAAUGAAGUGAAGAGAGAGUGGAGUGGGAGUAGGGAACCUGCUGUGUUUUCGGGGGAGAAUUGCCUAGAUCUGCAUCAGAUAAAGGAGAUCAAUCCGAACUCUCAGGUCCUGUUCGUUCUGUUCUCCAACAGCGAAGACAUGAACAGAACAGAAGACCACGCAGAAGAUAACAAGAAGCACGAGAAGAGAAUCAAUGUGGACGCUUUGAAGUGGAUAUUUAGUUCCAGACAAAGUCAAGAAGCACAGAAGUCAGCAGAGCAAAAAAAUAAAGGAGAGGAUAAAAGACUGUUUGAAGAGCAGAACGCCUUCAUGAAUGAACUCAUGGACCAGUGGGAGAUGAUGUCAACCCCACCACCAAAACACCACGUAAAAAGUCAAUGCAUAAUCCUGGACGAUUCUGACAUCAUUCGUCCAGAAAUCCGCGUGUCCCCGGUACAGAGUCCCCAGGAUACUGGGAAGUCGGAGCGCACUGUCAAGAGUAGGACUGGACUGUUAACUACGGUCGUGAAGUUUGCUGCGGAUAGCUGUCAAAGUUAUCUGCUGGAGUAUUGUACGAGGUUGAGUGAGGUCCACGUGAAACUGCUACAACAAUUCAUCCUGGCGUCGUUCGACAUGGCGCGGGAGCUGCAGGUGGUACCCAAGAAGAUACAGUACGUCGCCCGACAGGAACAACAGCUAUAUGAGACUAUAAACGAAAAGUUCUCCGAAGGGGACAAGAAGAGAGAAUUACUGAAAAUGAUGCAGGAAGUGUUAGAGGAGAUGAGAGCAGAAGUCAACUAUAUGGACUGGAGUGUGGAUGAUCUCCCGUGGCACCAAGACCCUCGCUUCAUAGUGUCCAACUCGAUCUUCUACUCGUCAUCUCGCAGCAGCCCCGCGCGGCGCGACGCGUCGGACGGCGAGGAGGCCGUGUCGUACGACAGCUACAACUUCGACGACUACGAGAUCAUACGCGCCAAUGAUGAGAGUCUGUCGGGGGACUUUGGGAAGGUUAAGCCCCCAGAUGAAGAUUCACCCCCCUUCAACAACAUUCGAGUAGAAAACGAGUCAGAAGCCUUCUCCAUGUCGACAGCCCGAGCCAGCUGGCACAGCGAUACCGCCGACACUCGUGACACUCGCACCGACACUGUCGACACUAGCGACACUCGCGCUACUUGCACUAAUAGUGUUAAUAUUUCUGUUAAGCAGGCGUCGCUUGAUGUUCAGCAGACGGUUCUCUCUAAACUAAGUCAGAAGAUCAGCUUAAAGUUAGCGAAGUUUGUGGAUUGUCUCAAGGAUACAUACUUCGGAACAUUGCAAAGAUGUCUAGAAUCCCUGGAAUGGUCGUGCAGACAGGAGCUCGGAGGCCGUCCCGCCAGCGAGGCGAUGCGACAGUUACUAUCAGUCGCUCGGCAGGUGGACCUGUCUCCCUGCGCCACCUUCCCGGUCCUCAGGAGUUUGCUGGAGUCGCUGAGGCGGUUGUUGCAUAAACUCCGGCUGGUAGGCGGCGAGGCGGAGGAGGCGUGCUGCGUGCUGAGCCCGCUGUGGCGCCGCCGCGUGGCCGCCGCCGCGCUGCACCAGCUGUCGCCGCAUCGCCUCGCCAAGCUCAUCUCCACACAGAUUCUAGAAAGACUGAGCACAGCACACGAGCGGUACCAGUCGGCGCUGACUUCUCUCGAGACAGCGCUCGCCGGCAGGCUGCAUCACACCGAGGAUAUCAAACUGGCUAUCAGGAAAAAAUACGCACCUACAUUCGCGCGGUUGUGUCUUGAAAGUACAUCCAUGUGCGAUCUGCUUAUGUACGGCACUCCAGAACUCGGUAGAGAAAUAGGUCGCGGUCAGUACGGCGUAGUAUACCUGGCUCGCGGCGGCUGGGCGGGGCGGGCCGUCGCCGUGAAGUCCGUGCUGCCCGCCGACGAGCGACACUACCGGGAACUCGCCAUGGAGUUCUUCUAUACCAGGAGUAUCCCAGCGCACCCGCGCAUCGUCCGCCUAUACGGGUCCAUUGUACAGCGUGGUGGCGCCGGCCCCUGCGUACUGCUCAUGUCAGAGCGCAAGCUAAGGGAUCUACAUGCUGCUGUCCGGGCGGGGCUGAGCUUCCCUGCCAGGAUGAGGAUAGCUAGGGAUAUUGUGGAAGGUAUCCGCUACCUCCACUCGCUCGGCCUCGUCCACCGCGACAUAAAGAUGAAGAACGUCCUCCUGGACGCGUCAGACCGCGCGUCGCUGUCAGACCUGGGGUUCUGCGCGGCGGAGACGCUGAUGUCGGGGUCGCUGGUGGGCACGCCGGUGCACAUGGCGCCCGAGCUGCUCGCGGGGGACUAUCAUGCUAGUGUUGAUGUUUAUGCCUUUGGGAUAUUGUUUUGGUAUGUGUGUGCGGGUAACAUAAAACUGCCAUCAGCCUUCGAAACAUUCCAAAACAAGGAACAACUGUGGAGUAAAGUCAAAAGAGGCCUUCGCCCCGAGCGCCUGCCCCACUUCACCGACGAGUGCUGGGAAGUCAUGACCUCCUGCUGGGCCUCCGAGCCCUCGCAGCGAGCCCUCCUCGGCGACGUGCAGGACAAGCUCGAGCGGAUACACCAGCACUCGCUCACGCAGGCAGACAUGCACGACGAUGGCGGGGGACCGGCUGAUGAUAUCUCUGAAGAGGAUAGUCUGGAUAUGACGGGGAUAGAUCAGUAACAGUAGUGUUAAAACGUGAAUAAACUCUGCAAAGCAGAAAUUUUAAUGUUAAAAGGUGAAUGAACUCUUUUUAACCGACUUCGCAAAAAAAGAGAUUCGCAGUUCCAAUGUUUGUAUUUUUUGGAUGUGCAAUUUGGAUGAGAUUGAUCAUAGAUUUACACGAAAAUACACAUAUCAAAAUGUAAAUGUUCAUUGAGCUACAUACAUUAUGAAGAUUCGUUAAAUUGUGUUUAAUAUUGCGAUACACAUUUAAAUCCGCAAAUAGGCAAUUUUAAAGAUGAACAAAAAGCAAAUAAUGUUGUUAUAGUCGGUGUUAGGUCUCUUUUAAAAACACCAUAUAAAAACCCAAGUGUAUUGUUUGAUAUCAACAUAAGGAAAGUAGAUCUGUAUUUUUAAUACAACUUGAAAUUGAAACUGAUUACAACUGAAAUUUCAACACAUUUCAACUUAUUUCAAAUCAAAAAGUGUUAAUUAAAAUGAGUUGCGCUUGUUGACAUUAAAACGCAACCAUUGAAGUUAAAAUGUUUGUAAAAUGUAAGAAAAAUAAACAUUUUAUUAAGGUACUUGAAAUUUUGAAAAUUUCACAUUUUAAAAAUGUGCAAGUAAAGACUGAAGUACGGGGUUCAAUUCCCGGACAAAGGUUCGAAUCAGUCACAUCACUAGUAUAGUCUUGUUAACUACUUUAAUAUUAAGUUAUUUUAUAAAACUGAUUUGUAUGAUAUAAAGUGACUAAAUAUGAGCUUGUUAGGUACGUUUUUAAGUGUGAGUAAAAAGGUUUGGGAGGGGAAAUAAUACCCAAGUAUACGUAGAUAAGUUAUAAACUGUCAAUAGAUUGUUAACCUUAUUUCUUACGGGCUAAGGUUCAAUUUAUCAUAAUGUUUCUUUUAUAUAUUUUGACAUAAAUUACAUCAUUUCUAACUCCAGACUUUUGGCUCACACUUUAAAAAGUAACCGAUUUUUUUAAACUUGGAUUAACGUAAGAAUAGUUGUAUAACACGUCGAAGGACAAAUAAUAAUGAACUCUAAGUUGUAGUGAUAAGGUUUAUAUUCGUCUGUGAUCAACAAAUUGUUAUAUAAGUAAGAAAUCAUUGGUUAUUUUUGUUAAAUUAUUGAAUGAAAUUCAAGCUGUUUUCUCUAAUUGUUUUGGCGUUAGUACGUACUUAUAUAAUAACAACAUUACACAAUAUACUGGCACAGUUUAAGCUUGGCGGCUGGGUGACAAGCAAAAAUGUACCUUAUGGCGAUUAAAAUAAACAUGAAAUUAAGUUUCUACAAAGUUUUCUAACUCUUGGUCCAUCGUAAUAUUGUUUUCAAGCCGCUAAGUUUAAAUCACUGAAUUGUAAAAGAAAACCACUUGAUAUUAAAUAGUUUUUAUUUACUAUGUACCACUACAUAGUAAUCUAAAGAAAUUAAUACUUUCCGUGGUUUGUUUAACAUCUGAACUAAUAAUCACUCAUCACAAUAGUUUUUGUUUAUCAGUAAAUAAUAAAUAACAGUAAUCGAACUGUCACAAAUGCAUUAUUUUAUCAAUUAAAACAUUAUUUUCAGUGUGUAACACAGACGCGGUAUGUAAGUUAUCAUGGUCAUGGUUUUUUCUCAAGUUCAAUUCACUUACAAUAAAUUCUUUAAGUUAGAAGGUUACUAAAAUGUCGUGGAAGGCAUCUAUCUACUAUCAGGUGAAUACUUCGUCUGGUAUCGGGAAAUCCUAAUUAACUUUAAUAAAACAUCAAAAACAUAUUUCAUUUGAAUUUCCCGCUACUAGUCCAAGGAUUGACCUUAAGCAAGCAUGGAGCCAGCCAAACUUAAAUAUCCAAUCAAUAUUAAAUUAUCUGUGUAUAUACCAACGAGUCAAUAAAUGUAUCCUUUUUUUAAAAGCAGGAUUAAAUAUAAUUUCCAUAUCCCGUGAGUAAUAUUUUAUUGUUUAACUAUUGUGCCUGCAUCGUGGAUACUCAUAAUAUCAAAUAAUAAUAUCUCCUCUGAAAUCGUCUGUAAAUAGUUAUUUGUUUGUUGUUUCAGUUUGUGACAGUUUCGAUAUAUGAAUACAAUACAUGAUAUAGUAUUACUGCACCCGCUACGAUAAGUUAUUGUAAGAACAUCACUGUACUCUGAAAAUAUACGCUUUUAUAUAAAACGGACA
Messenger RNA from Helicoverpa armigera (cotton bollworm), 5883 nucleotides. RefSeq names its product dual serine/threonine and tyrosine protein kinase. The coding region runs from base 321 to 3746 and encodes 1141 amino acids. Gene Ontology annotation, molecular function: ATP binding; protein kinase activity. The record is from RefSeq and is a predicted model, not a curated record. The transcript is spliced from 22 exons. Lineage: Eukaryota; Metazoa; Arthropoda; Insecta; Lepidoptera; Noctuidae. Gene Ontology annotation, cellular component: cytoplasm. Gene Ontology annotation, biological process: cellular response to fibroblast growth factor stimulus; negative regulation of apoptotic process; positive regulation of fibroblast growth factor receptor signaling pathway.